Messenger RNA from Bombyx mandarina (wild silkworm), 713 nucleotides. RefSeq names its product Tumor necrosis factor alpha-induced protein 8-like protein sigmar (gene sigmar). Gene Ontology annotation, cellular component: cytoplasm. Gene Ontology annotation, biological process: regulation of apoptotic process. Lineage: Eukaryota; Metazoa; Arthropoda; Insecta; Lepidoptera; Bombycidae. The record is from RefSeq and is a predicted model, not a curated record.
AUGGUUUUUGCUGUCUGUUUGUGCGCUGGUAGAAGACGGCUGUUUCUUUCGAUGGGUUUCGGCUUCUGUAGCGAAGUUUCACAGUUUCUAAUCGUCCUGAGGGAGCGAGUCGAAAAACGCGAAGCAGAAAAACUGGUGAAACACGUCAUCAAAUCAGCAGUUAAGCUGGGAGUGUUACGGCGACACUCGCAGCUGUCCGCAGCGGACGACCGAGCCCUUGAAGCUUUCAGAUCCAAAUUCCACACCGUGUUGAUGGCGGUGGUGUCUUUCUGUGAAGUGGAAUUUUCGUACGACCGCGGCUUCCUGCAGGACGCGCUGCGCGAUUCACACCAGUCGCUCAAGUCGGUUGUAGAACGUCACCUCUCAGACAAGUCUGUGUCCAGGCUCGCUGGAGUGUUCGCUCUCGCAUCCCGAGGUGAGUUGCUCGAUUCGCUCUUCUCCGGCCAAGUUGACGAGGACGUCCUCAAACUGUCGAGGAUGCUACGCAAGGAACUCGAUCGGGGCCUGCUUUAAUCCAACUGAUGUGGAAGUCGUGUGCCGUCCUACUCCAAACCGCAGUGUGCUUAGAACGAGAUUUUUUUUAACUUUCUCGAUAGCGUAUAAGUUAACGCAAAUAUGUAUGGCAUUGGAACAGCGCCUCUAGCGACAAACGUAGGCAAACGUUCCAACCCCAUAUGAACUUGAGUCAAGGGCGGAUCCAGCUUUGGCGCCAG